UCGGUCUUCUACUUUCCAUAACAGAUAUCAUCCUCAAUUUCUAAUUUCUUUCCCACUCUCUCUCGCUCUCUGGCAACCCCUGAAAGGAUUCAGAAACUGUACAAAGUUUUUCAAGAAGUUUCAUUGGUUGGCUGAUAGAAAUGAAGCUAAUUAAAGCUGGAGAAAAAAGAUAUGCUCUCUUGCUGGCAGCCAGGGACUCUGAUUAUGUGAACAAAGUGUAUGGGGGUUAUUUCAAUGUGUUUGUUGCUGCUUUUGGAGAAGAAGGAGAACGCUGGGACUUGUUCAGGGUUGUUGAUGGAGAGUUCCCUGACAUGAAUGAGCUCCAUAAAUAUGAUGGGUUUGUAGUCAGUGGCAGUCCCUAUGAUGCUUAUGGGAAUGACUACUGGAUUCUCAAGCUUUGCUUCCUGCUGCAAACUCUUGAUGCCAUGGAGAAGAAAGUUCUUGGGAUCUGCUUUGGCCAUCAGAUUUUAUGCAGGUCAAUGGGGGGAAAAGUUGGGAAGGCAUGUACUGGAUGGGAUAUUGGGCUGAGGAAAGUAAAGAUUGUGAAAGAUUUGUCAGUGUCCAGCUUCCUGGAGGACUUGGAUGAAAUACCCCCUUCUCUUUCGAUUAUAGAGUGCCACCAGGAUGAGGUAUGGGAGGUCCCUAUGGGAGCUGAAGUUAUUGCAUUCUCAGACAAGACAGGUGUUGAGAUGUUUGCAAUUGGGCAACACAUUCUUGGCAUUCAAGGCCACCCUGAGUACACCAAGGACAUCCUUUACAGCCUCAUCGAUCGCCUUCUCAACAGCAAUUCCAUUGAGAGAGGUUUUGCUGAGAACGCCAAAGUUGGAUUAGAGAUAGCUGAACCUGACAGGAAAUGCUGGGAAAAGAUAUGCAGGAACUUUCUCAAGAGAAGACAGAAUUUCACCUUUUCUCCAAUCUGAUAAAGGGUUAUCUUUGAUUCGUUGGAAUCUUGCAAGAUCAAGUUUCUUGGAACUAACCCAAGUAUCUAACUCGGUUAAACCUUCCAUACACUUUGUAUGCUUUCCGCGUCUUUCCUUGACAUAUAACAAAGUCAAAUGCAUUAGCCACCGACACAACUGUCUGCCACAUCUUAUCAAGUAUACAUGAUCCUUGAAAUUUGGAGAAAAGAUACAAAUAUAUUUGUUGCGCAUUUCACUAACAACUAAUUAACAACUCAAACUAACCAAGUUGUUUGAUAUUAUUAUUCUUAUUAUUUGUAAAAAACAAAUCUACUCUUCAAUACACCAUUAAGAA
This is a messenger RNA of Theobroma umbraticum, 1254 nucleotides long. The record is from RefSeq and is a predicted model, not a curated record. Lineage: Eukaryota; Viridiplantae; Streptophyta; Magnoliopsida; Malvales; Malvaceae.